Neogale vison (American mink) is the source of this 1914-nucleotide messenger RNA. It is a transcript of the gene NOSTRIN, whose product is annotated as nitric oxide synthase trafficking. Gene Ontology annotation, biological process: signal transduction. Lineage: Eukaryota; Metazoa; Chordata; Mammalia; Carnivora; Mustelidae. The transcript has 17 exons. Gene Ontology annotation, molecular function: protein binding. The record is from RefSeq and is a predicted model, not a curated record. Gene Ontology annotation, cellular component: plasma membrane; cytoplasm. Bases 157 to 1791 code for a protein of 544 amino acids.
GGGCCGGGACUUCCUCCUCAGGGUGUUUGACAGGGACUGACGCACUCGAGGCCCUUUGACUGCGGGAAGUCCAGGACACACCCAACCUUGAUUGUACUUUCUCGAACACUGAACGCCGGAGCGUAGGUAAAAGGACAGAAGGAAAAACAUUCCAACAUGAGGGACCCGCUGACAGAUUGCUCGUAUAAUAAAGUGUACAAGAACCUAAAGGAGUUUUCUCAAAAUGGAGAGAAUUUCUGCAAGCAGGUCACAUCCAUUCUUCAGCAAAGGGCAAACUUGGAGAUUAACUAUGCCAAAGGACUUCAGAAACUGGUAAUCAAGUUAAGCAAAACAUUACAGAGCACGAAAAAAAACUGUCUCGUCAGUGCCUGGACCUGGGUCUCAGAGGGCAUGAAAUCAGCGGCAGACCUGCAUCAAAAACUUGGCAAAGCAAUUGAGUUGGAAGCAAUAAAACCAACUCAUCAAGUCCUGAGUGUACAUGAAAAGAAGAGAAAAUCACUUGAUAACGAAGUUGAAAAGGCAGCAAAUCUUGUCAUUGGCAACUGGAAUCAACAAAUCAAGUUACAACUGAAGUGUUGCCGCAUGUCAGUAAUGAAGUGCAGUCUAUUGGGGAGACAGAAAUGGAAGCCUAAAAGGAUCCAAAGCUUUUCUCUCAUGCUCUACUUUCUUCGCAGGCAUGGGACUAACUGGAGGCAGAGAAAGAGGGCCAAGAAGAAAUUAAUGGUUAGUACCAAGAAGCAUGAGGCACUUUCCCAUCUUGUAGAAAGCUCCAAGCAAACUGUGACGAAGAAGGAGAAGCAGAAGCUCCUCAGUAAACUGAAAAAAUCGACGGAGAAGUUGGCAAAAGAAGAUGAAAACUACUACCAAAAAAACCUGGCUGGCUGUGCUACCAGACUCAAGUGGGAAAACACACUGGAAAGUUGCUACCAGAGCAUCCUGGAGCUGGAGAAGGAAAGAAUUAAGCUUUUAUACAAUAACUUGAACCAGUACACCCAACAUAUUUCUGUUUUUGGCCAAACCCUGACCACAUGCCACACGCAAAUUCACUGUGCCGUCAGCAAGAUAGAUGUGGAAAAAGAUACCCAGGCUCUCAUGGAAGAAACUGCAGUUUCAUCCACAGAAAAUAAGUCUGAGUUCCUAUUAACCGAUUACCUUGAAGAAGAUCUUAACAGUGCAAUGAAUAAAGAGCGACAAGAGUCUUCAUUAAAAUCAAAACUGUUGAGACUGCAAAAAGAUAUUGAAAAAACCUCAAGAGACCAGGAAGGCCUGGAACGCAUGCUGAAAUCCUACUCCAGGGACGCCGCCUUCUCAGACCCAGAGAGCCAAAAAAUCACAGCAGCCUUGAUGGAUGAGACCAAUUUGAAACUAGACCUUUUGCAAGCAAAUGCCUACAAACUGUCAUCGGUGUUAGCAGAACUCGAGCAAAGACCUCAACCCAGCCAUCCCUGUAGUAACGCCAUCUUCAGGUGGAAAGAAAAGCAACAGACACAUAGUUAUGUAAAAAUAUCUCGGCCUUUUCUUAUGAAGAGAUUAGAGAAUGUUGUGAGCAGGACAUGUCCUGGUGGGCAGAGAAUCCCAAUUUCCUCAUCUACAGCCUCUGGUGUGGCCCAGCUCGGCAGCGGUCUUUGCAAGGCUUUAUAUUCUUUUCAAGCCAGACAAGAUGAUGAAUUAAAUUUGGAAAAAGGCGACAUUGUCACUAUAUACAGGAAACAAGAAGAAGGAUGGUGGUUUGGUUCUCUGAAUGGAAAAAAGGGCCAUUUUCCUGCCGCUUAUGUGGAGGAGCUCCCUUGAAACACUGGGAACCCCGCUACGUAGGCACAAGACAAGAUUCUGAACGCACUGCCUUCCUCUGUCAGCCGUCCAGGGCCGUGCAAAUAAAGACAAAUGGUGUCAUCUUUACAGAUGGAGAACGGA